UUUAAAGAGACAGUUAACAGUGUAUUCGUUUAAAACACGAAUAUUUGCUCGUUGAAUAUUCUUUAUUGUGUAAUUUUGAAGACCGAAUCUUCCAAGAUGCUCAAAAUCAUUCGCUAUUUUUCGUUAAUUAAUAACAUGUCAAAAGCCUAGCCCUGAAUUCCGUGUCCAAGUGUGAUCACAUGAGAUGGAGGUACAACCUCUCAUGAGGAAAGGGUGCUCUGGAAAGCACUGAAAAAGGAUGAGUCACCAUGACAGAGCAAAGGACUCUGGGACAGGGACCACUCCAAUGACCCGCGAUGCUCUGUCUCUCCGGAUGUUCCGUCGAUUGAAAAAACGCUGUCCGCCAUCGCUGUUGUCCUCAUCGCCUCUGUGGGGGAUCCUAAUUUGCCAGGAGCGGAAACGAUUUUAACCUUCUUGUGUCCUAGAGACUGCUCUCUGCUAACCGCUGCACGAGAAGCCAGCAAAAAAAUGAGUUUCCUGUUUGCCGUCGUCAGAUUCGAGAAUCUUCACGAGGUGAAGAGGCUCUGCCACUGGGGGCCCAUGAUCGCCCUGUCCGUCAUCGCCAUCUGCUCCACCAUCGCCGUCCUGGACUCCAUCAUCUGGUAUUGGCCCUUGGACACCACCGGUGGAAGUGUCAAUUUUAUCAUGUUGAUAAACUGGACGGUUCUCAUCCUUUACAAUUACUUCAAUGCCAUGUUUGUGGGUCCUGGCUACAUCCCCCUGGGGUGGACACCGGAAAAUUCACAAGAUUCUGUGUACUUACAAUUCUGUAGAGUAUGCCAAGGAUACAAAGCCCCGAGAUCCCACCACUGCCGGAAGUGUAACAGGUGUGUGAUGAAGAUGGAUCACCACUGCCCGUGGAUUAACAACUGCUGCGGCCACCUGAACCACGCCUACUUCACCAGCUUCCUCCUGCUGGCGCCCCUGGGCUGCAUUCACGCGGCCUUCAUCUUCACCAUGACCAUGUACACCCAGCUCUACGACCGAAUAUCGUUCGGGUGGAGCUCGGUGAAAAUCGACAUGAGCGGCGUCAGGAGGACGCACAGUCCCAUCAUGCCGUUCAGCGUGCCCGCCUUCGCCGCCACGCUUUUCGCCUUGGGGCUGGCGCUGGGCACCACCAUAGCCGUGGGGAUGCUGUUUGUCAUACAGAUGAAGGUGAUCGUCCGGAACAAGACGUCGAUCGAAUCGUGGAUCGAGGAGAAGGCCAGAGACAGAAUCCAGUACUACCAAACGGGAGAGGAGUUCAUCUUCCCCUACGACCUGGGCAGCCGAUGGGAGAACUUUAAGCAGGUGUUCACCUGGUCGGGCGUGCCCGAGGGCGACGGCGUAGAGUGGCCCGUGCACGAAAAGUGUCACCAGCACACCUUAACCAUUGAGCAGCUGAAACAAAAAGCUGAUAAAAGAGUGAGAAGCAUCCAGUACCGAGUGGUGGAGGACUACAACGGCGCCUGCUGUCCAAUCAGCAAGGGGCUCCGCACCUUCCUGCGCACCCCCUGCACGGAGGAGCCGCGAAUCACGCUGACCCGGGGGGAGGUGCUGUUCGCUACCCGCGGCACCAAGUGGUGGAUGUACGGAGACAAAGUCCUGAGCGAAGAGCAAAUCAAAGCUGGAGCGCGGAUGAGGGGCUGGUUUCCACGGAAAUGCGUGGAGAAGUGCCUGUACGACACGGCAAGCAACUCCACCACCACCGAGGAGAAAAAAGAGAACUAAUAUAUUGUAUAUAAAAAAAUUAAGUAAGAAAAGCAAGAACUUUGGGAGGGCGGUGAGAAUGGGGGCGCCAGGCGCAUGUUUUAUUUGGGGGGGCUUUUGGUUUGUUCUGUUCAGGAACAAUCCCUUUACUUGAACCAACUGUAGUUAUUAUGCUAGCCACGAUCUCUUGUUUCCAUUUUUACUAUGCGGCUGAAUCGUGCAAGUCAGUUGCCGUGGGGGUCUCCGUAUUCUUUGUACAGUAGAAAUAACAUUUUUAUUUUAAUACAUUUUGUAUUAAGACAAGAGAGACCCUCACCUUAACUCUUUGGAUUAAAACAAUAAUAAUAAUGUUUCUCAUUAUAUUAAAGGCUACAUUAAACAUUGCAUUUCUAAACCAGCUCACCUGACAUUUCAAAAUAUUAUCUUUUGCAGCGCUGAAAAGGGUCAUUUUCAGUGCUGUUAGAAUUAUGAUUGAGUACAUAGAGAAACAGAACAUGCAGGCUGUGGCAGUAUUUGAUUUGUAGAGAGAAGUGUUUAGUCUGGGAAUUUUUGAGAUUUGUAGGCUGAAGAGCAUCUCUGUAUUCCAAGUGAAACAAAGGAAGUGCAACCUCUUUUUUUAGUGUGUAAUCUAGGUAGCAUGUUCCAUUUAAAACUAAACACCAAAUCCCUAUUCAUUUUGACCUGCAUUAAGCAAGCCUUACUAUUCUUUGAUAUGUACAUGUUUUUUUUAUUUUAUUUCGGUGAAUGAAAACCUCGCAAUUUUGUGCAACUGAAAAGUCAUUAAAAGAAGAGGUGGAUAAAAGA
Messenger RNA from Anguilla rostrata (American eel), 2493 nucleotides. It is a transcript of the gene zdhhc6, whose product is annotated as zinc finger DHHC-type palmitoyltransferase 6. The record is from RefSeq and is a predicted model, not a curated record. Gene Ontology annotation, biological process: protein palmitoylation. Gene Ontology annotation, molecular function: palmitoyltransferase activity; protein binding. Gene Ontology annotation, cellular component: Golgi apparatus. Bases 469 to 1710 code for a protein of 413 amino acids. NCBI's taxonomy places the organism in Eukaryota, Metazoa, Chordata, Actinopteri, Anguilliformes, Anguillidae. The transcript has 11 exons.